AUGACGGAAAAUUCCAGCAUAACCAACAUAGAAGAUGAUGAUCCCGUUAUUUUUGAGAUCGAUGUGUAUCUUAAUAAUGCAACAUUCAGUGAUAUAAUUACAGAUUUGGCCGAACCACCAAAUACAGUGGCUAUUGCCAAGGAAUUAUGCAGUAAACCCUUUAAUAACCUUCUAAUAUUACAAUAUCCACUGGAAGUUUCUACAUGUUCGGAUUCUGAUGAAGAAGGAGAGGAUAGUAAGUUUAUUUCGGCUCUUGCAAAAUCGAACGUUUCCGAUCGGCUCCCAUUGAAGUCACUGCAAGUUGGAGAGGUAGUCAAGAAUGAUGAUAUAAGUUACAAGAAAUCUUAUGGAUCAUCUUCGGUCAAUAAGGAUAACAGAUAUGCUGUAUGUCCACUGAUAAGGUUCGACUAUGAUUUGGGAUCACCUUAUCUAUUCAAUCAUAAAUCUGCGACGUUUAAAAGGGUCUCAAAGUCCUUGAAACAAAUGAGUUCUGAUACUAGGUCUUCACCCAAGCUGGCACCUCUGUUUAAUAGCAAUGAAAGUUAUACUAAUCAAACCCUAACUUUUGAAUCCUCCAUCGCAACCAAUGAAUACGUUACAGAUUGUCUUGGAAUAUUAAAUGUUAAAGAGACCGAACAUGGCCUCGAAAGAUCUUUACAUGUUCUUCCGGUAAAAGGGAUUAUCCAAAUGAGACCAAAACUUAGCUCACUUGCUGAUGGAGUAGUUGCAGCAGAUGAUGACCUAACAAACUUGUUUUAUAAUAAGGAUGUUAGGUGGAAAGAUGUUAAUAGAAUUUAUUAUCCUGAUUCAGCUGAAUCUAGGGAGUUGCUGGAUGUAUUUUCAACAAAUGAUGAUUAUCCCAUAAAAUUUAUGGAUGACAGAAGUAUGUAUAUUAAUUCAAUAUGUUCAUCAAAGACUAACAAAUCGCCAUUUUCUCAGACUCCUUCUGGUGGCUUGAACUUGACAUUUUCGACACAUUCAUCCGCUAUUCAGAGUGGAAAUCAGGUACAAAUGUAUUCACAUACACACCAUUUAACACCAAACAUGAGGUUCAUGAGUACCUUGGACGUAGAAAUGCAGUUGAAAUUGCUGCUAUCUCAGAGGCACAUUGAUUCCUUUUAUUCUUUAAAGAGGGAUAUCAUUUGUGGUGAUAUGGAUGAGAUUGCAAUAAUCGAUUUAUUGAAGAAAUUUGCUAAAAGUAUCGAUGGCAACUGGAUUUUAUCCUCAGAAUAUGCAAUUGAUAAUUAUACAGACGAAGAUGAUUGUGAUCCUAACGAAAGAAAAUACCUUGUAUGUUGUAGGGAUCUCAUGAUUGGCUUGUUAAGCAGAAAAAUAUCCCAGAAUCCAAUGUUUAAAGUUAACAGUUCAUUGGGAUCAUUUUCUACUGAAAUGUUUCAGAUUGCCACAAAGUUGCCUCCAAACAUGAUGAAUGAUUUAUUAUCCAAAUUUGCAAAACCUCAAGGGAAAAUUUGGAUUCUAAAGUUGGAUAGGGAUGAAAAAUUUUGUCAGAGAUAUCGCAAUAUUGUUGAAUACUAUCAAAGGUAUUGGGACGCUAGAAUUCAAGAAACGGCAAAUAUAUUGCAAAGCUAUAAGGGAGGUACUGAGUUUAGCACGAAUCGGAUGGUUAGAAAUUUUUGCAUUAAAUCUGCCAUAGUUAGUUUUAUUAAAAAUUCAAUGUGCACAUCUGAAGAAGUCGUUGACUAUUUGGAUUCAUUAGGUUAUUCUAAUACCUCUGAGGAAAAUUGUAAUUUUGAUUCUCUUCUAUCGCAGGUUGCUAUCCCUAUAGUGAAAGGUUUCAAAAAAUACUGGGUACUUAAACCAACGAAUGUUUCUCUUGAUAAAUUUAGAAUGGUCUUGCUAAACGGGGAUGGUUAUGAAUCAAGGCGUGGACUCUCUCUAAACGACGUUAAGAAAACUUUUGAAAGCAAGGGAAUACCUAAUUUUAUCACAAGAAGAAUUAUGAAAUCUACAGGGUAA
Molecule: messenger RNA, 1977 nt
Organism: Theileria equi strain WA
Lineage: Eukaryota; Apicomplexa; Aconoidasida; Piroplasmida; Theileriidae
Exons: 1
Coding region: 1-1977 (658 amino acids)
Biological process (GO): DNA-templated transcription
Cellular component (GO): RNA polymerase III complex; nucleus
Source: RefSeq, a predicted model, not a curated record